CAAAACAAAGAGUGUAUAUAUAUAGGGAGAGAGAGACAUGAGGAAAUCAAAGCAAGUUUUAUAGUUAAGUUAGACGGUAAAAGCGGCUAACAGGUACGCUUGGUUUUCUUUUAUUGCGCGGCUUACUGGAACGCGAUGGAUUCUACUAUGGUGAUAAAGGUUAAAUAUAGUGAUACACUCAGGCGUUUUAAUGCUCAUGUAAAGGAGAAUGAGCAACUCGAACUUGACAUGACUGCGCUGAGGGAAAAGAUCCUCGGUCUUUUUAAUUUUCCUCCAGAUGCUGAUCUCACUCUGACCUAUAUUGAUGAAGAUGGGGAUGUGGUUACUCUUGCUGAUGAUGAUGAUCUGCGUGAUGUGAUGAGGCAGAACCUGAAGUUUUUGAGGAUUGAUGUGCAGCUUAAUAAUGAUAAGUCUGGUAAAUCUAAUGCUAGAUCUAGUGGCAGUUCCACCCCUACGAGGUCCCACAGGGUCCAGAGUCCAUUACCAUGCCUCAACAAUGGUGUUGCUGAAGUUCUGAAGUCUGUGCCAGAGCCCUUACGUGAAGUACUCUCAAAGAUAUCUCUCGACCUCACUUCAAAAGCUGUGGCUUCUAAUGCAUUGCUCACUGAGCUUGUUGACUGCUUUUCAAAAAUGGGGCAAUCCCACCUGAAUCCAACCUUGCAGUCUCAUGAUGGUAUAGGCGCCCAAACUGGAGCUACAGCUCCUACAGUUCUAAAUGCUUCCAAGGAUGAUGGCUUGAAAGAAGACUUGCUGAAUUUAAACUCGCCUCUCAAAACUAGCCAGGAGGAGAGCUUUGAAAAUGGUACUAAGACUGCGAUGCCACCACAAACAGCUGUCCCUUCUCCUGUUAAUCUGAAUCCUAACCCUCAAAUUUCCAAUUCAUUUGUGCAUUAUGGACCCCUUGCAUCCUUCAUCCCUGCUUGUGAUGAUUGGAAGGAAGCCAAGAAACAGAAUACUGGUCUUCCAACUGGGAAGCCUGGCUGGUUUGGUUUCCCCAGCAUUCCUGUGAAUCAUGACUUUCCUUUACACACUGAUUGUCCAUUUAGUGGAAUGCCAGUGGCAAAUGACUCAGCUUCACGCACUCUCAAAAGUCAUGUAAUUAAGAGAAACAAUUCUCUUAAUAAUCCCAUGGUUGGCAUGUUUCAUAGGGGUGUUCAAUGUGAUGGUUGUGGUGGUCAUCCAAUUACCGGGCCUCGUUACAAGUCCAAAGUCAGUAAAGAGGAUUAUGACCUCUGCAGCAUCUGCUUCGCUGAAAUGGGUAAUGAAGCUGAUUACAUCAAGAUGGAUAGGCCGAUGCCUUAUCGUAAUCGUUGGUCUUUCAAGGGGUUUAAAGAUCCUACACAGAAAUCUUGGGCCAUCCCACAGCCUCUCUCUAAAGGUUCAUAUGGAGUAAAAGGAGCUCAACCUAAGCUAGACAGCCGUUUUGUUUUGGAUGUCAAUGUGUCAGAUGGUACCAUGAUGCCUCCAUCUACUCCUUUUACCAAGAUUUGGCGAAUGCGCAACAAUGGUAGUGCCGCAUGGCCUCAUGGAGUGCGGCUUGUGUGGAUUGGGGGAGACAGGUUCUUCAAUACUGAUUCUGUUGAGAUAGAGAUUCCAGUCAAUGGUGUGCCUAUUGAUGGUGAACUUGAUAUUGCAGCUGAUUUUGUAUCUCCUGUGUUGCCUGGUAGAUAUGUAUCAUAUUGGAGGAUGGCAUACCCUUCAGGUGGAAAAUUCGGGCAGCGUGUUUGGGUUCUUAUUGAGGUCGAUGCUUCCCUGAAAGAUCCAUUCUUCAAAUAUCUGAACUUGAACGAGUCCCCCAAUUACAGUGGUUCUAAAUUCCCUGGUGUUUUAGAUGUGAAUGUCCAGCCUGCUGUGGAUGGCUGUUUUCUGGAGAAUAAUACCUUGCUUUCAGAACCAGUUGUCCCCUUGGUUGACGAACAGCCUAAGAGCCAAGAACUAAAAUUCCCUGUAGAUGAUGCCUUACUGAUUGACCAUGGUGUUUCAGCCUCUGAUCCUUCCCAGGCCAUGCCUUCACCUGUUUCUGUUCUUUAUCCAAUGAUAGACAUUUCUGAAACAGUUCCUGCUAGUACCGAACUCCUUCCUGCUGUGGAUGCUACUUCCUCUGAAGAGGUCAUCGUUGAAAAUGCUGUUGAGAAGACCCUCCUAAUGGAACUCAAGGAAAUGGGCUUCAAGCAGGUUGAUUUGAAUAAGGAGGUCUUGAGGCGGAAUGAGUAUGAUCUGGAGCAGUCAGUGGAUGAUCUUUGUGGUGUUUCUGACUGGGACCCCAUUCUCGAGGAGUUGCAAGAGAUGGGUUUCCGUGACAAGGAAAUGAACAAGCUGCUGCUGAAGAAAAACAAUGGGAGUAUCAAGGGUGUGGUCAUGGAUAUUCUCACCGGAGAGAAGGCAUAGUUCUAGACUUUUAAUCCUCCUUUAUGUUGUUAUAAAUAAAUCUAGGGUUGCUAAGGUUUAAUAAGUUGAUCUACGGAUUCUCUAAGAACUGCUCAGGUUUUGAGCAUUUAUCGUGUUUGGUGCUCCAGCCAAAUGCUGGCUGGAUAUGGUUAUAUAUAUAUAUAUAUACACAUAUCAGGUGCACGGUGAAUGAAUAAUUUAUCAAUAUGGUUCCUUCUGAUUCUCGUUA
Molecule: messenger RNA, 2617 nt
Organism: Populus euphratica (Euphrates poplar)
Lineage: Eukaryota; Viridiplantae; Streptophyta; Magnoliopsida; Malpighiales; Salicaceae
Exons: 8
Coding region: 136-2388 (750 amino acids)
Molecular function (GO): zinc ion binding; protein binding
Source: RefSeq, a predicted model, not a curated record